This is a messenger RNA of Magnolia sinica, 513 nucleotides long. RefSeq lists its product as uncharacterized. Gene Ontology annotation, molecular function: catalytic activity. NCBI's taxonomy places the organism in Eukaryota, Viridiplantae, Streptophyta, Magnoliopsida, Magnoliales, Magnoliaceae. The coding region runs from base 1 to 513 and encodes 170 amino acids. The transcript has a single exon. The record is from RefSeq and is a predicted model, not a curated record.
AUGGCCAACUCGGCCACAAUCCGGACUGCUUGCAGAUUUAUCAAGGAUUAUAACCCAGCUAUUUUUGCCAUCCUAGAACCUAUGGCUAGUGAGCAUAAGAGGGUGGGAAUAGGUCUUAAGUUGGGCUUCCACUCUUCCUUCUCUAAUGCUGGCGAGGGGGGUAAAAUCUGGGUUUAUUUCAGUAAUUCUAUCUUAGUCUUUGUCAUUAAUAUGUCUAACCAAAUCAUCUCGAUAGAUGUUUGUCAGGCUGAUCAGACUCCCAUCAGCAGGCUUUCCAUGGUUUAUGCUAAAUGUUCUAGAUAUAGUAGAAGACUCCUUUGGGAUAACAUUAUAGCAUUGGCAGCAGGGACUAAUGGGCCUUGGGUUGUCGAUGGAGACUUCAAUGCAGUGCUCGACCGUUCAGAAAGGCUGGGUAGCAGGAAUCACGACCUGGCCAAUUCCAGUGAAUUCAGAAAUGCUGUCGAUUCGGCUGGUCUCCUGGAUGCCGGAUUUGCAGGCAACAAGUUCACUUAG